Messenger RNA from Pimephales promelas (fathead minnow), 2594 nucleotides. RefSeq names its product arsenite methyltransferase. NCBI's taxonomy places the organism in Eukaryota, Metazoa, Chordata, Actinopteri, Cypriniformes, Leuciscidae. Gene Ontology annotation, biological process: toxin metabolic process; arsonoacetate metabolic process. The record is from RefSeq and is a predicted model, not a curated record. Gene Ontology annotation, cellular component: cytosol. Gene Ontology annotation, molecular function: arsenite methyltransferase activity.
AAUUCAUAUAUCCAGGAUCUGCAAGGACUUUACCCCUGGAUUAAAUUUUAUUCCGUUUUACUUUUUGCGGUAGCUACACUAAUCCUUUAGAUUUUGGGUCAUUAUCCUUAACAGCACAGACUCGAAGACGUUCAAGAAACUACAACUAGCUACAUUUGCAUAACUGCGUUUAUGAAGCACGCUACCACACUUCUCCGGACUCUGGCUUUUCAGCGUAAACCACAACUCCAUAGCAUGUCUUCUGCUGUUCACGAAAACGUGAAGAAUUAUUAUGGCUCUCGGCUGGAGACUUCAGAUGACUUACAGACCAAUGCUGCGUGUGUCAUGCCCUCCAGACCCGUGGCCAAGAGUGCAUGUGAAGCCCUGAAACUAGUCCACCCAGAUGUUUGCAAGAGGUAUUUUGGCUGUGGCCUGGUGAUUCCAGAAAAGCUGGAAGGAUGUGCGGUUCUUGAUCUGGGCAGUGGAUCGGGGAGAGACUGCUUCGUCCUCAGUAAACUGGUGGGGGAGAGUGGUCAUGUCAUUGGACUGGAUAUGACGGAUGAAAUGAUUGUUGCUUCGCAAAAAUAUAUCCAGUACCAUCAGGAGAAGUUUGGAUACUCAAAACCGAACACUGUGUUUGUGAAAGGAUACAUGGAGAAGCUCAGUGAUGCAGGGAUACAGAACAACUCUUUGGAUGUAGUUGUGUCAAAUUGUGUAAUAUGCCUGUGUCCAGAUAAGAGAACUGUGAUAAGUGAAGCUUACAAAGUUCUAAAGGAGGGUGGAGAGUUGUACUACAGUGACAUCUAUGCAAGCAAAGUAGUUCCAGACUCUUUCAAAGAAGAUCCAGUUCUGUGGGGUGAGGGAAUGGCUGGCGCCCUCUACUGGCGAGAUUUCAUUGCUCUGAUGAAGGACAUAGGCUUCAGCACUCCCCACAUGGUUGCAGGCAGUCACAUUGUGGUUCACAAUCCUGAACUUCAAAAAAAGACUGGUGAUGUUAAAUACGCAUCUGGAACUUACCGGAUCUUUAAACUGCCUGAAAACUCCAUCAAGAGCAAAGCUCUGGUCACAUAUAAAGGAACCGUGCCUGACUGUGCUGACUGGUUUGAGUUUGAUGCCUCUCAUUCUUUCAAGGCGAAUGUCCCAGUGGAGGUGGAUGCAGAGAUGGCCGCCAUCCUCAAGAACACACGUUUCUCUACAGACUUCAAUAUUACGAUGUUAGACACUCCAGAUCCAAACCAGAGCGGAACUCCUCAGUAUUGCCACCUCAGCCCGUUUCUUCUCGCGGAUAAACUGGGCUCCUCUGUCAAACAGUGCUCAAAGACAGGGCGCUAAGGUAAAUGUGGAGAGUCUGACGGAUCAUGUGAUGUCUGGAUCACUUGAGAAAAUGUAGUGGGAAGUGAGAGUAUGGUGUCUGUAGUGCUCAAAUGAUCAUUCCAUAUGUUUUCUUUAAACUUCAGGAAGUUCUGCUUAUUGUAAAAUGACUUUUAAAAAUGGUAAUCACAAUAACAGCAGGCAGCAGCCUCAAUAACAAAACAAUAGUAAUAAUUAUUAAAAUAUGACUUACAUUAAUAUGUGAAAAGCAUGAGCAAAGCUAUCCACUUUUUAUUUAAGAAAGGUUUACUUGAUUUAUUUCCUUUUUUUAAUUGAACUUUAAAACCAUUGCAACAGUUCUCUUUUCUUCUUCUUCUUUUUGAGCUAUAGUUGAAAAAUGUAAAGCAAAUUCCCUUAGUCCCUUAGAAGACUUAAGAAGUAUUGGGACUUGUUUUUCAUUCUGGCUGAAAUAAGGCAGUGCUGAUAUUAACAUCGAUUCACAAUCUCUCUGUUAAAUUAGUUUUUGCAUUUAUUUUUAUUUGUUUACUAAGGAGACAACUGUCAAUGAAGUGAAUUCUUGAGAUCACAUACUCUAUAAGAUAUAGAUUCUUUCUACACAUAUCACGGUAUCACGUUCACUUAUGUUGAUAAUAUAUAUUUUUUUUAUUGUGCAUCAUAAGAUGUAAUGUGUCAAAAUGUUCAAAAAGUGUGACAAUUGUUUUUUGUUCUGUAUUUAGGUUGCACAAAAUACUACCUUAGACAUUAAUUUUAACACAAUUGGUUUAGAGGUUGUUUUUUAAAGUUUAAAAUGUUCCUGCCAUAAUAAUUUGAGAUGUGGUGGGAAAAGAUUUUAGGGAAAAACAGAAAUGACAGAAUUAAUAAUUGUGAUGGAUAGAUAUUUGCUGUUGUUAGUAGAUUAAAGGUAUAUCUAAAAGUGUUUUGUAUAUUUUUUAGGGUCCAAAAGAGCUCUUAGUCAAAGAAACACCGAUUACAUUUAUUAGCAACAUCAAAUUGAUGUUGUUUCCGAGAAGGGAUAAAUGUUAACUUCACUUUUUGAUUUCCCUUAUUCCUAAAAAUCAUGUGAUAUUUUUAAUUGCAGGAUGUAGACUGGUGUCACUUUCCCUGUAAGUCUCUUGAGAAAGGUUUCUUUGCCAGUAAUAGGAAUUAUCAUACUUUUUAACAACCAUUCACAUACUGCGUUUUACUUAACAGUGCUAUGACGAGUAAGAUUAGAUUUAAGAUCAUGUGUAGUCUCAGUAUUCUUGUUCGUAUGAUUUAAUUGUAUCUCGUUUUAUUGAAUUACA